Alternaria arbusti is the source of this 2145-nucleotide messenger RNA. RefSeq lists its product as uncharacterized. The transcript is spliced from 2 exons. NCBI's taxonomy places the organism in Eukaryota, Fungi, Ascomycota, Dothideomycetes, Pleosporales, Pleosporaceae. The record is from RefSeq and is a predicted model, not a curated record. Bases 1 to 2145 code for a protein of 714 amino acids. Gene Ontology annotation, biological process: triglyceride catabolic process. Gene Ontology annotation, molecular function: triacylglycerol lipase activity.
AUGAUUAUCAAGUUGAUCUUGGGCCUCUCGGUCCUGAUCAGCUCGACGAAUGGCUACGUUCCACACCACGCACACCAUGGAAGACAUGCCAGAAGUGCGAGACUAUAUCAACGUUCAGAAGCUGGCUCAUCUGUCAACUCGUCCUCCUCGCCGACACCGCCUACUCUUCGCAAGCGGGAUGAUGAUCCAAGCAGUAUGGAGUGGAUCAAACGCUGGGCAGCCAUCGGCGAUAGCUACACAGCCGGCAUCGGUGCUGGAAGACCUCUCGGCCACAGGAUCACCGCGGACGAGGUAGCUAUCAGAGUGCCCAGUGGGCUGGAAGAGGUUCGAGACAACUGGAAGUGUUCCAGAUAUGACAUGGCAUACCCCAAGGUCAUAGAGGCACAGUUUGGUGCCCACGUCGAAAAGGACGGCGGCUUCCAAUACCUUGCCUGCAGCGGCGAUCGUUCUGAACAGAUCUAUCAGCAGGCGCAGGCCCUAGAGGGCAAGCUCGACUUUGUCACUUUCACCUCUGGCGGGAACGACCUUUGUCUCGCCAAGAUGAUUGCAGAUUGCAUCAUGUUGCCCUACGGCAAGACAUCCGCCUGCGAAACCGUCAUCGCAAAGGCCCAGGAAAAUGCUAAGAAUAUCAUCACCGACAACAUCUUUCAGAUUCUGGAAGCCCUCAACGAGAAGAUGAACGAUGACGGCAUCGUCGUCGUGAACAGCUAUGCUCAGUUCUUUGACACACAGGAAGACAACUGCGAUCGCCAGUCGUGGGACUUCUUCUGGUUCCUCCCAUUGGGUUCCUCGUACCGAGCUCUCACUAUCGAACGUCGCCACGUCUUCAAUCAGCUAGUGCUUGAUAUCAACCAGGCGAUCCGCGAUGCCGUUGAUAAAGCCGCCAAGAGUGAUAAGAUCAAGUACAAGGUUGGCUACGCUGAUUGGGAUUACUGGGUCUCGAAUGAGGUGGACGCCCGGAUGUGCUCGCCGAGUAGCAAUGGCGACUAUCCAGAUCCAAAGCAACCAAACAUGCACUUCAUCAAGCCCGACACGCACCCUUGGGAUGAAUGGCAAAAUGAUUUUGAGCGGUCGGAACUACGCAAGCGCGACAUGGAUUUUGAGGAGAUACUGAACUCGACGAGGCUCUCGAACUCGGAGAAACGCCAGGUAAAUCGCAUCAAGGCUAUGAUGGAGGCUCGCGAUCGAAACCUUGAACGUACACUCUACGACUCCAUCCUUUACAAGUCACCUGAUCCACGUGCUGCCGUCAGGCACAAGCUUGACGCCCGUGCUCCCUCACCACCAGGCUGCCCUGGGGAUGGUGGCUUUGAUAUGACCUUUGGCAUGGGCAUGCCCGACACGAUUGGCCGUAACUUCCAUCCCAACGAAGCUGGCCACCUGACCAUAGCCUCCUUCGCUCUCUCAGAACUCAUGGACCUGCGCGCCAUCGUUCUGGGCGCCGACUCACCUGCCUGCACCGCCGUCAAAGACGAAUUCACAUGUUUCUCCAAAACAGGUAGCAAAUUCUACGUCAGUGGCAACCGCACCAAUGAGAACUACGAGGGGUUCUGCAAGGAAGUCCAAGAUAAGCACGACAAGAACAAGAUCAACUGGAGUUACUCCAAGACCUACGACGAAGGCACACCAGAGCAGCACGACUACGUCGUCACCCUCAGCAAUGGUGUUUCAGGAUUCGACAAGGACGAGUGCGUGGACUCAAUGAAGAAGAUCAUGAAUUCAUGCGAUACAUCCGACAACCCCAUGAACUGGAAGGGUGGUGGCAGAUACAUUCGCGGCGGCGGAGACUACAAGUACGAGCUCAACCCCCGCCGCAGUAACCGCCCGUGGCCGCCGCUAAAAGCGCCAUACGGUCGCUGCGAGGGCUGGUAUAAGGGGACUCACGGACGCUACAAGGUCGAGGGUGCUGGCUUCUCCACCUGGGAUUACGGAAAAGAUACUCUUCGGCCUAACAUGAAUGGUUGCUAUGGUCUUGGUACAUCCUUUUGGAAGUUCGAGUACUUUGACAAUCCGGCUGAUCAUGAUGGACAUGAAUGGUAUGCGACUUUUAGUACGCCGAUCUGGGUUCGUGCGAGAUGUUGGGCAAAUAAUAAGAUUGUUAAGGCGGCAGGUGGAUGGACGAAUGGGUGUAGUGGUAAUGAUUGA